Closterium sp. Yama58-4 is the source of this 3891-nucleotide messenger RNA. Lineage: Eukaryota; Viridiplantae; Streptophyta; Zygnematophyceae; Desmidiales; Closteriaceae. The record is from the annotation of a GenBank genome assembly.
AUGGCGCAAUUGGCCUCUUGUCGUUCGGAGAAGGCUACAGGCCAGCACAGCACGGCACACGGAUCGGUGCUCUGGCGCGGCACACCCCAGCUCGUGGCCAUGGACGCGCUCAAGACGGCGGCGCCGUCGCAGCUGCUGGCGGAGCGCGGCGCCACGCUGGUCGUCAUCCACCCCGGCUCGCUCACCCUCCGCAUCGGCCUCGCAUCGUCCGCCGCCCCGCUCGCCAUUCCGCACAUCAUAGCGCGGCUCACGUCGCCGAACGGGGGCCCACCGCGGGGAGUGGAGGAGAACGGGAAAAGCGCAGAGCGGGGAGGCGAGGCCGCGGCCCGCGCGGACGAGCAAGACGGGGUGAGAUGCUCGGGCGGGCGAAAAGGGGGGGCGAUUGGAUGGGGGAGACGAGUGGAUGGGUGUGCGCAGGAAGCAGAGGUAGGCGGGGAGGUGGAGGGCGGAGGAGAGGGGUGGGCGCGGAAGGCGGCGGAGCGGAUGAGCGGUGAGAGCGACGCCAAGGUGCUGUCCGCCGCGAUGAAGGAGCGGCGGCACGCGCUGCGAGCCACGCUGGCGGAAUUAGGGUUUCCUCCGCUGGCGGACGGGAGGGGACAGCGGGGGGGAGAAGGGCGUGGGGAGGAGAGCGACGCGGAGGGAAGGAGGUGGGUGGGCGGAGGUGGCGUGGAGGUGGACGACUCGAGCUUCGCGUGGACGCGCAUGGCGGAGAGGGGCGGGGGGAAGGGGGGGGAAGGCGAUGAGGAGGGGGGGAAGGGAGGGUGUGAGGGGGUUGCGAGGAAGUUGAGCGGCAGUGAGGCGGAUGAGGGGAGGGGGCAAGGCGAAGGGCAGGGAGCAGGGGAAGGGGAAGAAGGCGUUGGUGGGGAGCGGGCGGUGGGCAGGGCGGAGGAGAGCGAGGCAGGGGCGAGUGAGGUGUGUGAGCAGGCGAGAGGCGGCGUGGUGGUGGCGCAUGGCGAGGUGACGAGCAGCAGCGAGGCACGUGGAGCAGAUGUGGGCGCGCAUGGGGGGGAGAGCGAGGCACGGCAUUGCAAACACGGGAUAGGGCGGGCAGGGGAGGAGCAGGAAGGGAAGGAGGACAUGGCGGAGGGGACAGACGACACGGCAGAGGUGAUCAAGGGAGAUACAGGGGGGCAAGGUGAUGGCAAGGCUGUGAUAAAGGGGGGCGAUGGGAAGGAUGGAGGCAAGGGCGGGGAAGCAGGUAUGGAUGGGGAAGAGGGUGGGAAGGAUGAUGGGAAGGAGGAGGAGGAGCAAGGGAGGGGCGGGGUGGGCGAGAGGGAGGAGUCAAAGGAGGGUGUGAUGGAUGCAGUUGGACCGCAGGGCGACGCAGCAAGUGAGGUGCCAGUCCGUGCAGAGGAUGGUGGUCGUGAGAAGGCCGAGGUUGGGGGUGAGGACACGGGGGAUGGGGGAGGGGAGGGCAGGGAGGGGAGGGCAGUGAGGAGAGAAGAGGCGGUUGCGGGCGAAGAGGAGGGCGAGGGCAUGAUGCAAGGGGAGCGAGUGGUGGGGACGAGUGGAGGCGUGCAUGGGGCGAGCGGCAGUGCGGGGCAGAAAGGGGUGGAAACAGGGAAGGGGGCUGAGAAAGGGGCAGAGGAUGAUUUGGCUGUGGUGGCUGGGAGGGGGGGGGCAAGGGAGGGCAAAGGGGCAGGACGGGGUGCAGAGGAUGGAGUGGGCCAUAGGAGGCAAGGAUGUGAUGCAGGCGGGUCUGUGUCGCUUGAUGUGGGCGGGCAGGCAGGGGGGCAGGGCAAGGCAGUGAUGGGUGCAGUGGAUGGAGAGGCGGUGAACGCAGGGGCUCAAAGGGAGGUGAAGCAGGAGGGGAGGGAGGGGGACAAUGAGGCGCCCAUAUCCCCCCCGCGCCCGCCGGUUCCCCCCCCUGCAGUGCACGGCAGGCAGCGCGGGCGUCCACGGUACCGCCCCGUGGUGGUGGGCGAGGCGGCGCUGGCCAUCCCUGGAGGGGCGCCAUACGAGGUGCGGCGGCCCAUGGCACGUGGGCACCUGAACGCGAGCCACAGCUACCCGCUGCUGCACGUGCUGGACGACCUCAGCGCCAUCUGGGACUCCGCCCUCGCCCGCCUCUGCCCUCUCCCCCAUUCUCAUGCUGCCACUGCUGCUGCCCCACAGCAGCAGGCGGGCAAGGACGGGCAGCAGCGGGAGUGGGAUGGCGAGGAGGGGAUGGAGCGGCGGCGGCAGCGGCAGCAGUGGCAGCAGCAGGUGUCGGCGGUGGUGGUGGUGCCGGAGAGCAUGGAUGGGCGCGAGGUGAAGGAGCUGGUGGGCGUGGCGCUGACGCACCUGCGCCUGGCGUCCGUGGUGGUGCACCAGCAGGCCGUCGCCGCCGCCUUUGGCAGCGCCGCGCCGUCAGCGUGUGUGGUGGACGUGGGGGCGCACACGGUGAGCGUGGCGUGCGUGGAGGAGGGCAGUGUGCGCGCGGCGUCACGCGUGGUGGUGCCCGUGGGGUCGGAGGACGCGGGGCUCUGCCUGCUGUGGGCCGCCAAUGAAAUGCUGGGCGGCCGCCGCCCCCGUGCUCCCACGCCCGUGGUUGGGUCGGGCGGGGGAGGCAGGAGUGGAGGAGAGAAGCGCAAGGGUCGAGAUUUGGAGAGCGUGGAAUCGAAGGAGAGCGAUGAGGGGGAGCGGCAGGAGGAGGUGGGGGAGAGGGAGAGUGGCGAGGGCAUCAGGCGGUCACUGCGGGUGGCCAAGAGAGUGCGGGGCGAGGGGAGUGGAGUGGGGGAGGGAGGGGGCAACAGAGAGAAGGGUGCGCAGGAAAGUAGAGGCGCAGGUGGUGGUGGCGCUGUGGGCGAGGGUGCAGAGGGGAGUGAGUUGUGGGAGGAGGGGGAGUGGUUGUGGCCGUACCCAGGCUUUGACCCGUGGGUGGAUGCACAGGAGUGGGUGCAGCUGCAGGUGGUGAAGGAGGCGCACUGCUCGCUGCAGGUGGAGGAGCAGGGCGGCGAGGACGCUUUCCACGAUGCCGUGCAGGCAGGCCCCUUCAGGUGUUGCCGCGUGGACUUCACUCGGCGCUCACCUGCCUCGCCCGUUGCAGUGCGCCAUGCAGUGCGCCUGCCGCGAGCAGCCAUGCGUGCAGCAGCAGAGAUGCUCUUCCGCCCCGCCCUCAUGCUCUCGCCACUCUCUCACGCGCACUCGCCCCUCACCCCGUGGCCGUGGCCGCCCGCCCACCUGCGUGUGGACCACCAGGACGCGCUGGAAGACCCCUCGCUGCCCGACACCUCGCUGCGCCGCCUCGACGCCCUCGCCCUGCCCGACCCCGACCGUGCGCCACCCACCACCGCUGCUGCUCCCACAGGGGGGCGGCGCGUACCGCUGCUGGUGGGGCUGGACGCGGCCAUUGCGGCGAGCGUGGCAGCGGUGCCGGACAGGGAGGGGCGGGAGAAGCUGCUCACCAACAUCGUGCUCACAGGGGGUGGCGCCGCUCUGCCCGGGCUGAGGAGGCGCAUCGAGCAGGCCGUGCCACGCGCUCUCAUGGCCCGCCUGCAGGCCAUGGCCCACCAAGCCCAAGCUGCUGCUGCUGCCGCCGUUGCCACUGCUGCAUCUGCGGCUGCUGCUGUUCCACCAGGUUCUGGACACAAUCCUGCAGCAGCUGCUGCAGCCGCGGCAGCAGCGGUAGCGGCAACCACUGCAGCACAGGCUCAGGCUGCUGCUGCCGCUGCUGCGGUUGGUGGCGGGGGUGGCCAGGGGCGGGUGGAGGUGGAGGUGCUGGCGAGCAGGCAUCCGCCGGGCGCGACGGCGUGGCGAGGGGGUGCGGUGCUGGGCGUGCUGGACUGGAGCCGAGAGUCGUGGAUGACACGCGAGGAAUGGGUGGAAGGGUGCCGCGUGGGCGGUGGCAGAAGGUACCGCGAGUCCAUGUGCUUCCAGACACCUCUCGUGUGGUACUCCAACGUGGAGUAG